AUGGCAUCGUCAUCUUCAAAUGUGGUUGGAGUGCACUACCGAGUGGGCAAGAAAAUAGGAGAGGGCUCCUUUGGUGUGAUUUUCGAGGGGACAAACCUCCUCAAUAACCAGCAAGUUGCCAUUAAAUUUGAACCGAGAAAGAGUGAUGCACCUCAGCUUCGGGAUGAGUACAGAACAUACAAGAUUCUAGUCGGCUGCCCCGGAAUCCCUAAUGUCUAUUACUUUGGCCAAGAAGGCCUGCACAAUAUUCUCGUGAUCGAUCUGCUCGGCCCUAGCCUGGAAGAUCUUUUCGAUCAUUGCAAUAGACGGUUCUCCAUCAAGACCGUGGUCAUGGUGGCCAAGCAAAUGCUUUCGCGAGUGCAAACAAUACACGAGAAGAACUUGAUCUACCGCGACAUUAAACCCGACAACUUCCUCAUUGGCAGGCCCAACACCAAAGCAGCGAAUGUCAUCCACGUCGUCGAUUUUGGCAUGGCCAAACAAUACCGAGACCCAAAGACGAAGCAACAUAUCCCUUACCGUGAACGCAAAUCCUUAUCGGGAACGGCCCGAUAUAUGAGUAUCAAUACACAUUUGGGACGAGAACAGUCACGACGAGAUGACCUGGAGGCUCUUGGGCAUGUUUUCAUGUACUUCCUGAGGGGUGGACUUCCAUGGCAAGGGUUAAAGGCCGCCACCAACAAGCAAAAGUAUGAGAAGAUCGGAGAAAAGAAACAAACCACGGCCAUCAAAGAUUUGUGUGAAGGCUUUCCUGAGGAGUUUAACAAGUAUCUGAGCUAUGUCCGAAACCUCGGCUUUGAGGAUACUCCCGAUUAUGACUUUCUGCGGGAUCUGUUUACCCAGGCGUUGAAGAAUGCCGGUGAGGUGGAAGAUGGUGAAUACGACUGGAUGAAAUUGAAUGGAGGCCGUGGUUGGGAGGCCGCCAAGUCUCAUCCUUCUGCCCAUCAUCUACACAACGUCCAUCCCCCCCCUGAGGCGUCAGCGCGGGCUCUACAUGGAGCAUCUGGGGUUCGGGCUCAAGAAGGACAACGGCCAUCGCGCGAUCGAGGAGCAAUAUCAGCGGAUCGUUUAAACGCCGCGCAGCCCCCACCGCCGUCCCCAGCGAAGCCAGGAGUGGCGGCCAUGGGGAAGAGCGCUCGAGAUCGCACAAGCGGCGCCGCUGGGGGCAACCUACCGAAGAGAAGUAGUGGAUUAGCCGGGCAGAUGGAUCUCAAUACUCCUCCGGCGUCAACUCAAGCCCAAUUCCAGAACAGCAAUGCCAAUCUGGUCGGCCAGCAACCCAGAGUGAGCCCCGCUAUUGGAGCCAUGCAAAACAAUCAGGGACGUCCCACUCAACAACAGGAACAACAACAUGGCUUCUUUCACAAGAUGAUGAAGGCAUUAUGUUGCGGUAGGUACCGCACCAACGAAUUGAUUGGAUAA
Messenger RNA from Rhinocladiella mackenziei CBS 650.93, 1422 nucleotides. RefSeq lists its product as uncharacterized. The transcript has 5 exons. Lineage: Eukaryota; Fungi; Ascomycota; Eurotiomycetes; Chaetothyriales; Herpotrichiellaceae. Gene Ontology annotation, molecular function: protein serine/threonine kinase activity; ATP binding. Gene Ontology annotation, biological process: signal transduction; endocytosis; peptidyl-serine phosphorylation. The record is from RefSeq and is a predicted model, not a curated record. Gene Ontology annotation, cellular component: cytoplasm; nucleus. The coding region runs from base 1 to 1422 and encodes 473 amino acids.